Molecule: messenger RNA, 843 nt
Organism: Paramecium tetraurelia
Lineage: Eukaryota; Ciliophora; Oligohymenophorea; Peniculida; Parameciidae
Exons: 3
Biological process (GO): nucleosome assembly
Cellular component (GO): chromatin; nucleus
Molecular function (GO): histone binding; chromatin binding
Source: RefSeq, a predicted model, not a curated record
AUGGAAGGCGGAGCUUAACCAACUACAAAUGAAGCAAAGGAGGGACAUGAAUUACAUGUUCAGACCUUAGAAAAUAAGAUUAGGGAACUUCCACUUAAGGAUAGACUCAAGGCUAUUGCCAUCUAACAUCAUUAUCUAUAAAAGGAGAAAUUAGACAAGGAAUGUGAAGAGAAGAUCCAUGCCCUUUAAAAGCAAUAUGAUAUCAAAUCUUUACCAAUCUAUGCAGAAUAACAAUCCCUCAUUAAUGGCUAAAGAGCUGUGAGUGCAGAGGAACAAGAACUAUUCAAGGAAUUCUUUUCUGAAGCUGAAUUAUAAGAAGCCUAAUAAAUUGCCUAAAAAGCUGAACCAAUUGAAAAUUAUUGGGGAACUGUCUUAACAAAUUGCGAUAAUUUAUCUCAUGUCUUUGGAGAGAAGGACAAGGACAUCCUUAAAUUCUUAACCUCAAUUGUUUUGGAAACAUCAGCUGAUACUGAAGUCUUCACCCUUAGAUUCACAUUCAAGGACAAUGAGCACUUCAAGAACAAAGAAUUGACAAAGAAAUUCAUCAUUGAAGAAGGCAAAGACUUCCCAACAAGUACAGUUGGAACUGUGAUAGAAUGGAAUGAAGGCAAGGAUGUUACAGUUAAGAUUGUAGAGAAGAAAUAAAAAAACAAAAAGACUGGAGCUUCAAGAACAAUCAAAAAGAAGGAAACUCAAUUGAGUUUCUUCAAUUUCUUCAAGAAUUCAGAAGAUAAGGAUGAGGGAGAAGAAGAAGGAAAAGCAGGAAAUAUUGAUGAAGAUUAUGAAAUUGGAAAGACCAUUGCAGAAGAAGUCAUUCCUUACAGUUUGGAAUAUUUCUUAGGA